AUGUCAUCUUUGAAUCAUCCUAUACCUCCUAACUCAACACUCGUAACAACUGCAAGUUCAAAUCAAAGUGGAUCAAAUGAUUUUGUUAAAAAAUUAUUUUUAAUGCUUCAAGAAGAUAAUUAUAAAAAUAUUGUAAAAUGGACUAAAAAUGGUGAUAGUUUUGUUGUUUUAAAUACAAAUAAUUUUACAAAAGAUAUAUUACCACGUCAUUUUAAACAUUCUAAUUUUGCAAGUUUUGUACGUCAAUUAAAUAAAUAUGAUUUUCAUAAAGUUAAAAUUCCAAAUGAUGCAAAACUGACUUAUCCAUAUGGUGAAGAUGCAUGGGAAUUUAAACAUCCAAAUUUUAAAAUUAAUGAUCGAGAAUCUUUAGAAAAUAUUAAGAGAAAAGGUCCAACUACUAAAAAAAAUUCAAAUGGUUCAAAAACCAAUCUGAUAUCAGUUGAAGAAAAAGAAAUUAAAAAAGAACCAACUGCAGAAUUAAAUCAACAAUCAAAUGGUAAUCAUAUGUGUAAUUUGUAUUUUAAUCAAUUAAAUACUUCACAAAAUCAUUUAAAAGAUCAAUUAAAUCAAUUAAAAGAUAGUAAUCAAAUGUUAAAUCAAGAAAUAAAUAUUUUACAAAGAAAAUAUAAAACUCUUGUGGAACAUAUAGUAUCAAUAAAUUCUUUUAAUGAAAGAUAUCAUCGUUCAAUAAGUGUAUUAAUGAAUGUUUUAUUACAAUCAGGUAUAAAAAUUCCACCUUUAGAUUUCCCACCACCUCUAAAUGUUGGUGGUAAUUUCAAAUUACAAGAUUCACCAACUUUUCCAAAUUUAUCAUCAACAUCAUUACCAAGUAUAUCUCAUCAUUUACAACAAUCUUCACCGAGAAUGAAUCAAUCACCAAUAGUUCCACAGUUAGUUCCCCCACAUAUUCCACCUCAUAUAAAUAGAUCAAUGUCUAUAAAUUCUCAACAACAACAACAACAGCAACAACAGCAACAACAGCAACAAUCAUAUCCAGUGACGAGUCCGGUUAGUGGGCUAGUUUCUUUAAGUCGGCAGCUGUCUAUACAUCAACCACAAAAACCACCUUCGCAAUCAAAUGAUCAAACUCCAACUUCUACUCCGAAUUUAAAUCAGGAACUUAUACAACCAUCUCCAAAACCAGUAUCACCAUUAACUAGUUCAACUGCAUCACCAAAUGCUGCUGCUGCCGCCGCCGCUGCUGCAGCUGCUGCUUCUGUUGUAAAUAACAACCCAGUCCCAAAUUCAACAAUUAAUAUUACAAAUAUACCGAAUCCAAAAUUUAAUGUUUUAUUAGUUGAAGAUGAUAAUGUUUGUAUUCAAUUAUGUAGAAAAUUUUUGGUUAAAUAUGGAUGUCAAGUAACUGUUGUUACAGAUGGUUUAAAUGCAAUAUCAACAGUUGAAAAUACAAAAUAUGAUUUAGUUUUAAUGGAUAUUGUAAUGCCAAAUUUAGAUGGUGCAACAGCAACAAGUGUUAUUAGAUCUUUUGAUACAAAAACUCCAAUUAUUGCAAUGACUGGUAAUAUAGAAGAUAAUGAUUUAGUUACUUAUUUACAAAAUGGUAUGAGUGAUAUUUUAGCAAAACCUUUUACAAAAGAUGAUUUAUAUUCAAUAUUAUCAAAACAUUUAUUAAAAGAAGAACCAGAAACUAAAAAGCCAAGAUUAGAAUAA
Lodderomyces jiufengensis is the source of this 1671-nucleotide messenger RNA. It is a transcript of the gene SKN7, whose product is annotated as kinase-regulated stress-responsive transcription factor. The record is from RefSeq and is a predicted model, not a curated record. The transcript has a single exon. Gene Ontology annotation, biological process: phosphorelay signal transduction system; regulation of DNA-templated transcription. Gene Ontology annotation, molecular function: sequence-specific DNA binding; phosphorelay response regulator activity; DNA-binding transcription factor activity. The coding region runs from base 1 to 1671 and encodes 556 amino acids. NCBI's taxonomy places the organism in Eukaryota, Fungi, Ascomycota, Pichiomycetes, Serinales, Debaryomycetaceae.